This is a messenger RNA of Rubroshorea leprosula, 1332 nucleotides long. The record is from the annotation of a GenBank genome assembly. Lineage: Eukaryota; Viridiplantae; Streptophyta; Magnoliopsida; Malvales; Dipterocarpaceae.
AGCACAUUUUCAAGAAGCUACACAAAGGCCAUAAUCAGGAGCCUAAUCGGACCAACGAGACGCCGCCGCCGUCUCCCUCAUGUGCCACCGAUCAUCAACGUACCAUGUCCGGAAACUCUCCGACGAGUCCCUCCACGUCAUCGCCUGCUCUGGAUACUGUUCCGACGAGCUCCGGGAAUACUACAGCGGCGUCGACUGUGUCAGCAAAUAAUAGUACCGAUUACAUGUUGUCGGAGGAGGAGUUCGAGGUUCAGUUAGCUCUAGCGAUCAGCCUGUCGAAUUCGGAGGAUCCCGAGAAGGAUCAGAUCCGCGCGGCCACUCUGCUGAGCCUGGGGGGCCAUCAUCAAAUGGAUACAGGCGGGGAUAGGGAGGAGGUGCCCGCAGAGGAUUUAUCGAGACAUUAUUGGGAGUACAGUGUGCUUGAUCACGAAGAGAAAGUGGGUGAUGGUUUCUAUGAUGUGUAUGGGCCUUCCACAAAUUCAGCACUCCAAGGAAAUGUGCCAUCUCUUGCAGAUCUUGAGACAAAUCUUGGGAAUUAUGGCUUUGAAGUUGUGAUUGUCAAUCAAACAAUUGACCCUCUCUUAGAAGAGCUGGUGCAAAUUGCACAUUGUAUUGCAUUAGAUUGCCCUGCUAUUAAUGUUAGUGUUUUAGUCCAAAAGCUUGCUGAAUUUGUUACAGGCCAUGUGGGUGGGCCUGUUAAGGAUGCUAAUAUAAUGUUGGCAAGGUGGAUGGAAAGGAGCACGGAAUUGAGAACAUCUCUUCAUACAAGUUUGUUGCCUAUUGGGUCCAUUAAUAUAGGAUUAUCUCGGCAUUGUGCUUUACUUUUCAGGGUUAGUUAUUUUGUUUUUUGUUGACUUUCGAGUAAUGAAGUGGGUUUACAUGAUCACAGAAAGUCCACACUGAUAGAUGUAUGGGGAAAAAUCUGAAAUUGAAGAAUCCUGAAAGUCCUAGGUCACCAGUUGAUCACCAGUUGAUUGGAUAACAGAAAGGGUUGAUCAACUCUUUGAUGACGCAGAUGUGGGUGAUUGUGAAAUUGCAUGGGAAGACUUGCAUAUUGGUGAAAGAAUUGGACUGGGUUCAUAUGGAGAGGUCUAUCAUGCUCAUUGGAAUGACACGGUUAGUUUUAGAUACUAUUUUUCCCUUGAAAUUUGUAAAGUUGAUCACUUCUUUCCUUAUUUUCUUUUUAUUUGUUGUUUUAUUUAAAGUUGGAGAACUUGUUCUUGGCUCUUUAAAAUGUUCUCUUUAAGAUGUUGGCUUGUCAUUUUUAUGUUGCUUUAGAGACUCAGUGAUGGCUUAUAAUAUGACUACAUCGAUUAAAAUGAACAUCACUGU